Pecten maximus is the source of this 1875-nucleotide messenger RNA. Its product is annotated as branched-chain-amino-acid aminotransferase, cytosolic-like. Gene Ontology annotation, molecular function: branched-chain-amino-acid:2-oxoglutarate transaminase activity. Gene Ontology annotation, cellular component: mitochondrion. The record is from RefSeq and is a predicted model, not a curated record. NCBI's taxonomy places the organism in Eukaryota, Metazoa, Mollusca, Bivalvia, Pectinida, Pectinidae. The transcript is spliced from 10 exons. Bases 126 to 1331 code for a protein of 401 amino acids. Gene Ontology annotation, biological process: L-leucine biosynthetic process; L-valine biosynthetic process.
GGUCUAUUUGUAAACAAGCGCAGAACUUUCGUAUUUUCAAUUACACCAUAAAAGUUAUACUUGAAAGGUAGUCGAGUUACUUUUAAGGUUGUAAAGUUACAUAAAAGGUGGAAAAUAAGUUAAUUAUGGACACAGUUCGAAAAUCACUUUUAGUUUCAGUGCGGAAACUUAACCAUUUUUCAUCUGUUUCUCGCUGUGUUGGAACACAAACAAAACCAAGCCAGGAUGACGAAAUACCAGACGGGCGGUCAUUCCAAGCCAAUGACACGAUGGUGUACCGAACCCACCGGCCUCAGGCCAAACCCAGCAAGGACACCCUCAGCUUCGGCACCACCUUUUCAGACCACAUGCUGACCGUAGAAUGGGAGGGUCAGUGGUCAACACCAGUAAUAUCUCCACUAAAGAAUCUUUCGUUACAUCCGGCAGCCAAAACGCUCCAGUACUGCACACAGGUAUUUGAAGGAAUGAAGGCAUUCCGUGGUUACGAUGAUAAGGUUAGGCUUUUCCGGCCAAUGAACAAUAUGGAAAGAAUGGUCAAAUCUGCCGAGAGGGCAGGGCUUCCGACAUUUGACCCCGAGGAGCUUCUUGGCUGUGUGAUGAAACUGUUGAGCUUGGACAAGUCUUGGGUCCCGAGGGCUACACCAGAUAUGCCCUACUCCGCCUACCUGCGACCAACUAUGAUUGGUACAGAGCCGGCCUUAGGAAUAGAUAGACCAGCCUCAUGCCUGCUCUACGUCAUCGCUGGGCCAGUUGGCCCUUAUUUUAAGACGGGAAUGAAGCCAGUUUCCCUCUUGGCGGACCCAAAAUACGUCAGAGCUUGGCCUGGGGGCUCAGGCAUGUACAAGAUGGGAGCAAACUACGCCCCGACUAUAAACAUCCAGAAGGCGGCGCUACAAGCGGGUUGCCAACAGGUGCUAUGGUUACACGGGGAUGAACAGGAAAUCACGGAGGCAGGAACGAUGAACCUAUUCCUUUACUGGAUAAACACCGAUGGAGAGAAGGAGCUAGUUACAGCGCCCCUGAAUGGAAUAAUAUUACCGGGAGUCACUCGUCAAUCUGUGCUUGACUUAGCGAACCAAUGGGGUGAAUUUAAGGUGACAGAGCGAUCAGUUACUAUGGCGGAAUUGGUGAAAGGAAUAGAGGAAAAUCGAGUAAUAGAGAUGUUCGGGUCAGGUACGGCGGUGUCCAUCUGUCCAGUCGGAAAAAUCAAGUACUGUGACCAGUGGUAUACUGUGUCCAACCAACAGAAGCAGGCCACAAGGUUGUUCGGACAACUGACCGCCAUACAGUAUGGAGAGUGCCCGAGCGACUGGGCAGUAGAAGUCGAUUGACCACUUGAAAGAGUGACGUGAUCCCUUUCAAAGGCAGCUGCACCGUUAUGGACGGUCUUAACAACGUCACUUCCGGAUUCAUCCAGCUAAGUGACGGUGUAUCACGUGAUUGUAAAAACACACGUGCUCAAGGAAGCUAACGAUCUAAUCUACAUGGCUCUCAGUUUCAAUGUAGAUAUGCACCUAAAUUACUUAAGGAUACUUUUGGAAACUUGUUUUUCACGAGAGUACCAUACUUAGCACGGCAUUGGCGGACUGUCCAGAUACUUGACGCCUGCUACAACACAUUCUUAUAAUGUAAUCUGCAUCAUGUAUGGAGUUUAUCAUUUUGAUUUAUUAUUUUACUCACGUGGGGAUGUUUAUGACUUAAUAUGGUUAUAGCUGUAGUAAAUGGCUUGAAAAUAUACAAAAUAUGUUUUAAAGUCAUCAUUUGCGGGUUCGUUUAAAUGUAUUUAAUCCAUUUUGAAGUUGUUGAUUUUGUUAAUGUUAUAUUUAUUACGAUUUGUCAAAAGUUAUUUAUUUUGUAAUAAAUAUUUUUACCAUA